AUGUUUCACCCCAUCGGGAUUCGAACUCACGACCUCUGCGACCAGCGGAUUACGAGGAUACCACUAGACCACCGGGCCGUGGGAGUAGAGAUGGCAAAAGACUGCUCGUGGAAUGCAGACAUGUCCAAGGUGGCGGAAAAGGGCAAAGCACGAGCAGGGAAGUUGCACCCAAUACUCGCAAACCGGCAUCUCGAUACACGCAUCAAAUUGACGGUUUUGAAGAGCGUAAUCGUACCGCCGCUAGAUUACGCUGGAGCAGUAUGGGAAGGAAAUAAGAACGUAGGGAAAGAAUUAGAGGCGGUGCAGAUGAAAGUGAGGAAAAAUUUCCUAGGAUGCUCCAAGCGCACAAGGCCGUCAGGGCAGAAUUGGGGAUCCAAUCCUUACGGUCGGGAAGAGACACGAGGAAACUGA
Ectocarpus sp. CCAP 1310/34 is the source of this 411-nucleotide messenger RNA. Lineage: Eukaryota; Phaeophyceae; Ectocarpales; Ectocarpaceae. The record is from the annotation of a GenBank genome assembly.